CGUGUGUGUGUGUGUGUGUUCUCUGCAGAUGCCACAGGUGUGUUGCAGGUGCGUGCUCUGAAGGACUACUGGAACGUCCACGAUCCCACGGCGCUAAACGUGCGUGCUGGUGACGUCAUCAUGGUACGGCCCAUCGGCCACGCCCACCUGCCUCGCCACGCCUCCCUCAAGCUCCGCCCACUUGCAUGCAGCUGCUCCGUUCUGGAGCAGCACAUGGACGGGCGCUGGAAAGGGCAUAUCCAUGACAACCAGAAGGGCAUGGACCGCGUCGGCUUCUUCCCACCCUCCAUAGUAGAGGUCAUCAGCCGGCGCUCAGGGGGCACCCUGUCCCGCCACGCCUCGCUGCCCAGUCACCGGCAGCAGACGCUCUCCAGAGCGCCCCCUAGCUGCCAGAGCGGCGCACCGCAGACCGACGACGCAUACACACUCUACGCACAGCACACACACAGCCUCAACCACGCCAACGGCCUCUCUGCAGGUCCAUCCAGCAGUCAAUCACAGCCCAGCUUCUCUAGGCUGGAGGACAUCUGGGUUCUACGGAACUCCCACUCUGCAGGGGACAGGAACAGUGUGGGCAGUACUGGUAGUGUGGGCAGCACGCGAAGUGCAGGCAGUGGACAGAGCACAGAGAGCAACAGCACCCCCAACGGGCUGCCCCCCGCCACUGCACACACAGACGGGAAUAAGACAGCGCCAUCAGGUGGAGAUCUCCAGCACCCCGACCACAGCAAACAGCCAGACCUAACAGCAGGGGUCCCACGCAGACCAAUUGCUCUGCAGCGGCCGUAUGGGGAGCCCGGAGUGACUCAGCAGUUUGUGCGACCCCAACAGCUCCUCGAGGGAAAGGAUGCUGAGGCGAUUUCUCAGUGGUUAAGUGAGUUCCAGUUAGAGCAUUACACCUCCAACUUCCUCAUCGCUGGCUAUGACGUGCCAACCAUCAGCAGGAUGACCCCAGAGGACCUGACGGCCAUCGGCGUGACCAAGCCUGGACACAGGAAGAAGAUCUCCACGGAGAUUGGCAACCUCAGCAUUCCAGAGUGGCUCCCAGAGUACAUCCCUGCUGACCUGGGUGAGUGGCUGAGCACCAUUGGUCUGCCUCAGUACCACAAGAAGCUGUCGGAGAACGGCUACGACUCCAUUACCAUCGUCAGGGACCUCACCUGGGAAGACCUGCAGGAGAUCGGCAUCACCAAAUUGGGGCACCAGAAGAAGCUGAUGCUGGCGGUGAAGAAGCUGUGUGACGUGCACCGGGCGCAGCUGCAGUCCGAGGCCUUGGGGGGGGGCACUCUGCGUCGCCGCCCCCCCCCCUCGCUGCACCUUCUGACCCUGGAGCCGGCCGACGGGCCGCCGCACGCCGCUGGGGUCACGGGGGUCGUCUCCGGGGGCGACAUGCUCAGCUUCCAGGGCAGCGAGCUGAGCGCCGAGCUGCAGGACGCCAUGAGCAGCCCGUACGGCUCGGGUUGCCACGGCGACACCCUGGCCGCGGGGAUGGGGCUGUCGCACAGCGAGGAGAGUCUUGACGCGCGGUCCAGGGGCUCAGGCCGGUCAGGGGACGCGCCCGGAACGCCCACGCGCUUCAGCCGGUCGCGCGAGAGCCUCAGCAGCUCGGCAGAGGCCAGCCCCGCACGCGAGCGGAACCUUCCGGAGGGCCACACGCACGGGUCAGCCAAGGCCGCGCUCUCGCAGAAGUACCCGGCGCCGCAGCCUCCCGCCAAGCCCAAGGCCCCCGGGAUGCCCGCCGCCAUCGCCAUGGCGACAAGCGGCCGCGGCUUCAGCUACCUGGCGGGGGUGGGCAGCGCCACGCUGGAGGGGUCAUCGUCCAGGGGCUUCGGCGGCCGCACCCAGAGCCUGACGCGCUACGCGCUCUCAGACGGCGAGCCGGACGAAGACGAGGACGAUGGAGGAUGCGCGCGUCCCUCUGGCCUCGCCCACCCCCGCCAGGUCCCGUCCUACGCCACGCUGACCCGUCGUCCCGGCCGCCACGCGGUCGCCCGCUUGCAGUCGGCCCCCGAGGGCCACGCCUCGUCCAGCCUCUCGUCCGGCUCGCCGUCCCCUGUGGGGCGCAGCCAGUCCUUCGCCGUCCGCACGCGUCGCAAAGGACCGCCCCCUCCGCCGCCCAAGCGCCUGAGCUCGGUCAGCAGCGGGGAGACCACCGAGACGGACGCGUCCACCCCGUCCCCCGCCACCUCUCCCGAGGCCGGCGUCUCCACGGCGACGGGGCUCCCGUCUGGGGGCGUGCGGGGGGCAGUCGCGCACCUGGAGACGGCCAAAGCGGUCAGCGGGUUACCGGCCGCCCAUGACGCGCACACACACACACACCUGCAGCCCACACACUCGCCCGACCUGAGCCAGGCGCCUCGGCGCCGAGCCCUCAGCCAGGGCCAAUCAGACGCCGACGCGGCGCCCGACGCCGGCCAAUCAGAGCGCGCCGCCAAGUCGGACUCGGAGGAGGAGGAGCCGAGCGGGCUGGUGGCCAGCGACGGCGGCCAGGGGGGGGGCUCGGGGGGGUCGUCCAGCGAGUGCAUUCCGUUCGCCGAGGAGGGCAACCUCACCAUCAAGCAGCGGCCGAAAGCGGGCGGCCCGCCGACGCGGUCCGAGAGCGUGAGCUCGGAAGCCGAAACCGCUCCGCAAACGACGCCCGAGUUCAAGCUGAAGGAGUCAGACACGGUCAAGCGGCGGCACAAGCCCAGGGACAAGGAGACGCUCACGGCCGAGGCCAUCGCCAUGGAGAUGGAGCGUAGGCACCAGCAGCAGCAUCAGCGGCGGUCAGCGAGCCCGAGGCGGAGGACCGAGUCCGAGGCCAGCAGCUCCAGCGACCUGGAGGUGACCUGGAGCGACUCGGAGGGCACACACACUCACGCACACACACACACUCACACACACUCGCUGGCUCCGCACAGCAGUGGGGGGUCGCCAGGGAAACAGGCCCCACCCCCCAUCAGGCCCAAACCGCCAAGAUCGCCAUCGCCACGACUACAGAGCAGUCCGACACCCACAGUGGUGAGCCCGAGUGUGUUGGUGAACAUGCAGCAGAGUGUGGCCUUCAGCAGCCCAGCGCCGUCGCCUCCUCCCCCAGCGGCGGUGCCUCCUGCUCAGGCAACGCGCCCAGGAAAGUCCCCUGCUCCGACGGGAGCUCCAGAGGAGGCCCAGCAGAGGCUGGAGAUGACCAGCACCUCACUGGAGGCAGCCCUGAAGGCUGUGGAGCAGAAACUCACACUGGACACUCAGCACACACACAGCAGUCCACUGGUGGUGAAGUCAGCGGGGAACAUUCUAGACGACAUCGGGAACAUGUUCGACGACCUGGCUGACCAGUUAGACGCCAUGUUGGACUAACACUCCACAUCACACACACACACACACACACACACACCUCUUCUUCUCUCUCUCUCCCCUCUACCCCCAGACAACACACUCUCACACUCACACACACACACACACACACACACACACACACACA
This is a messenger RNA of Alosa sapidissima (American shad), 3460 nucleotides long. Its product is annotated as caskin-2-like. Gene Ontology annotation, molecular function: protein binding. The record is from RefSeq and is a predicted model, not a curated record. Lineage: Eukaryota; Metazoa; Chordata; Actinopteri; Clupeiformes; Clupeidae.